Molecule: messenger RNA, 1598 nt
Organism: Dufourea novaeangliae
Lineage: Eukaryota; Metazoa; Arthropoda; Insecta; Hymenoptera; Halictidae
Gene: Ctns
Product: cystinosin homolog
Exons: 9
Coding region: 1-1317 (438 amino acids)
Biological process (GO): L-cystine transport
Cellular component (GO): lysosomal membrane
Molecular function (GO): L-cystine transmembrane transporter activity
Source: RefSeq, a predicted model, not a curated record
AUGGGAGAGGCGGGUAAGGGCUAUCUUGGAGGAUUAGGUCCGCUAGACUCGGACUCGGGUAUGACGCAAAGGAAAAUAUUGGCGGUGAAGAAGCCUGUAUACGUCAACAAAAGCGGCAGCAAGCUGCCGAUCGACUUUCAGAGCUGUUUCCGUAAGCCAGCAACAAUGGCCUACUUACAGUAUAUUGGAAUUUUCACAAUCUUAGCUGUGGGACAAACAUGGGCAGACCUCAAAGUGUCUGAACAUGAUAUAAAAGUUCAUGUGAAUAGUAAUACAUCAUAUCUAUUGUAUCUGACAGGAAGUAUAGCAGAAAAUAUAUCGGUAACAUUAGACAUACAACAUCCAGAUUUGAUCGCUGUUCACCCUCCUAAAAUAAAUUUUAGUCAAAAUGAAGCAGGCAACACAUGGAAAAUUAAUGUAAAGGGUCUUAAUGCUGGGCAUUCCAUUGUUAGUGCUAAUGUUACACCUGCCAAUGUUACAGAUGUUUCGCAAGCAUUUGUCAGAAUUACUAUAGAGAAAUCAGAUGCUCUUUAUCAUCUAAGUACUGUAGUGGGAUGGAUAUACUUUUUAGCAUGGAGCAUCAGUUUCUAUCCCCAAAUAUACAGCAAUUACAAACGCAAAAGUGUCGUAGGUUUAAAUUUCGAUUAUUUAUCCUUGAAUCUGGUCGGUUUUAUUAUGUACGCCUUGUUUAAUUGUGGCCUAUUUUGGAUUCCAGAUAUCGAGCUUGAAUAUUUUAGGCGAUAUCCAAAAGGUUUAAAUCCUGUACAAGUGAAUGAUAUAUUUUUUUCAUUGCAUGCAGUAUUCGCCACUGUGAUAACUAUUUUUCAGUGCUUCAUGUAUGAGAGGGGCACACAAAGAGUAUCCACGACUGCACGUAUUAUUCAUUGUAUAUUUGCAGUCUUUAUAUUAAUUUCUAUAAUACUAGCCGCUGUAAAUACACUGGCGUGGCUAGAUUUCCUGUAUUAUUGUAGUUACGUCAAAUUAUGUAUAACGUUAAUCAAAUACGUUCCACAAGCAUUUUACAAUUACAAACGGAAAUCCACUGUUGGUUGGAGUAUCGGCAAUAUAUUUUUAGAUUUUACCGGCGGUAUUUUAUCAAUGCUGCAAAUGAUAUUGAAUGCUUAUAAUUAUGAUGAUUGGGAAAGUAUUUUUGGAGACCCAACGAAAUUUGGUCUAGGAUUCUUCUCAGUUGCAUUCGAUGUAUUUUUCAUUAUUCAGCAUUACGUUCUAUAUCGGGAUCGUAAAGAAUACGAUGAAAUACCUGGUAGCAGUUACGAAGAAUCGCAAGAAGAUGCACCAAACAGUGCAUUUGUUUGAAUUUCUGCCGUUUUGUCUGACUGAUUACUUUAUUUUCAUAUAUUUAUUCUAAUAAAGAACGAUCCAUCUAUCUAUCAUUCAAACACAAGAACGCUGACAUACCGCCAUCAAUGCAUUGAUGCUGGACUUGAAUACGUAAGAUGAAAAUAUAUUCUUACCGAACGAAUUGAUGCAUCCACCGAUGAAAAUUCCAACGCCAGCCAAGCAAAUGUGGAAGAAGCUUGAUAAGAAACAACACAGAAUCGAAUACUUUGAUUUCUUUUCAUUACAAAUCACGCACU